Messenger RNA from Phascolarctos cinereus (koala), 3200 nucleotides. It is a transcript of the gene ERGIC1, whose product is annotated as endoplasmic reticulum-golgi intermediate compartment 1. Gene Ontology annotation, cellular component: endoplasmic reticulum; COPII-coated ER to Golgi transport vesicle; Golgi membrane. Gene Ontology annotation, biological process: endoplasmic reticulum to Golgi vesicle-mediated transport; retrograde vesicle-mediated transport, Golgi to endoplasmic reticulum. Lineage: Eukaryota; Metazoa; Chordata; Mammalia; Diprotodontia; Phascolarctidae. The record is from RefSeq and is a predicted model, not a curated record.
GCAAGGCUUGAAGAGGAACGCCCGGGGGAGGGGGCGGGCGCCGAACCCACGCAUCCCCAGCCCGGCCGUGGUCCCCUGCAGUCUCGGGGCCGGCACCAACAUGCCCUUUGACUUCAGGAGAUUUGACAUCUACCGGAAGGUUCCAAAGGACCUCACGCAGCCAACGUACACUGGGGCUAUCAUCUCUGUCUGCUGUUGCCUCUUUAUUCUGUUCCUCUUCCUCUCGGAGCUCACUGGAUUCAUAGCCACUGAAGUAGUGAACGAGCUAUAUGUCGACGAUCCCGAUAAAGACAGUGGAGGCAAAAUAGAUGUCAGUCUGAACAUCAGUUUGCCGAAUUUACACUGUGAAUUGGUUGGACUGGACAUCCAGGAUGAGAUGGGGAGACAUGAAGUCGGACAUAUUGACAACUCGAUGAAAAUCCCUCUGAACAAUGGUGAAGGCUGCCGGUUCGAGGGCCAGUUCAGCAUCAACAAGGUCCCUGGCAACUUUCACGUAUCAACACACAGUGCCACUGCACAGCCCCAGAAUCCAGACAUGACUCAUGUCAUCCACAAGCUGUCCUUUGGAGAUACAUUGCAGGUUCAGAACAUUCAUGGAGCAUUCAACGCUCUGGGAGGAGAAGAUAAACUCACUUCUAACCCCCUUGCAUCCCAUGAUUACAUCUUGAAGAUCGUCCCCACGGUGUACGAAGAUAAGAGUGGAAAACAGCGGUACUCAUACCAAUACACGGUAGCCAAUAAGGAAUAUGUUGCCUACAGUCACACUGGUCGCAUCAUCCCUGCCAUUUGGUUUCGCUAUGACCUGAGCCCCAUCACGGUGAAGUACACAGAGCGGCGACAGCCACUGUACAGGUUCAUCACCACGAUCUGUGCCAUCAUUGGAGGCACUUUCACGGUGGCCGGAAUCCUGGACUCCUGCAUUUUCACAGCAUCUGAGGCCUGGAAGAAGAUUCAACUCGGAAAGAUGCAGUAACCCUGUGACUCCGACUCAUUUUGCCAGAGACAGCAAUGCAGGAUCUCAGACUCAUCACUCUAACAAAUAUAUUUCCUUUUUCCCUCUAUCAGAGUUGAUAUUCAGUUUUGUUGGUUGAAGUUACAGAGUGGGUAGUUGCUACACCAAGGUUUCUCUUCCCACACCAUACUCCCAUUUCAGGGGGAAUUCCAACUUACACAUUCUCUUCUUUUGUUUUUGAAAAGAAAAUACUGACUAUUUUUAGGAAGAAAGUCGACUGCCAGUGCCAAGAAUCGUGGUGCUCCCUGCCCUGGGGGGUAGGGGGUAAGGGUAGAAAUAAUUUCCUAAGAAGCAAACAGGAGGGCUCAAGGGUUGUUGUGAUAGAGUUUCAUUGGGAAGUAACAAGAAAGUCCAGGAGUGACAGGCUCUCAGUAUCUUUCGGACAGUUACCUGGCUCACUUCUCCUGAGCAUCAAUCUGAAGUAAGUGGAAAAUGAGGAAAGCCCUUUUGGAGAGAGAAAACAUUUGGUUUCUUGCCCAGGGAUACCAUGUGAGACCUCUCCCUAUGCCCAUCCCUAACAUCACGCUUUGGCGAUAUGCACUUGGCUGAACUAUAUUAAGGUACCAAUUGAACUUAUGUUGUAUAGGGCUCGAGACCCCUGUUUCUCUCUCUCUCUCUCUCUCUCUCUCCCUUCCUUUUUAAAAGUGGGUUUCAGGCUGCCAAGAACCACAGCCCCCAAGAGACUGAAGUCUGUUCACCACUGGUGCAGCCUAGCCAACGGCUGCAAAAUUAAGUUUUCCUCCCAUUUUCCCCAUCACUCUUAACCUCCCACCAAUGUGCCUCAGUCCUAACCAAAGGACAACACCUCUUAGCUAAGGAAACAGCCUAGCCUCUGGACCCACCCCACCUUUCCAUUGGCACCUCAGCCCUUUGUGUUGACAAAGUGGUGGUGAGUGGUUGGGCGUCUUACAGGGUUUAGAUCUGGAAGAAGCCUUAGGGACCACCUAGUUCAACCUCCCUCAUUUUACAGAGGAAGAAACUGAGGCCUGGAAAUGGGAAAUGCCAUGCCCAAGGGCAUACAGCUAAUAAACUGUAGGAGAGAGAAAACUCAUUUCCUCGUCCUUUAAAUCCAGUGUUCUUUCCACCGCUUGACAAUAUUCUCUAUGUAGGCCCAGUGGCUUUGCUCAGGCCCAGAGAGUGACCAGUAAGCAUCAUUCCCAAUGACAUGGAGACUUUUCCCCAUUGGUCCUAGUUUUGUGUGACAUCUCGGGGGCAACAAGCUCAUUGCUAAUAUGAAAGUAGAGUCAGCGAUUUUCCCUGGUGACAUCCUAGUUCAAGCUGUUUUUGUUUGCUUUGUUCAGGUGUUAUUUUGGUUUGGUUUGUUUUCACCAUCCCCGCCAAUGGCAAACAGAAAAGGGACUGUCCCGGCAUGGGCCCGCAGCUCCUGCCUGCCUCCCUUAUCAGACGCUUGCUCUGUGGUUUCUUUCACCAGCCCCUCCAGCCACUAAGACUAACUCGAGACAGUCAUGCAGCUGGCGAGGCAGCAGCAGUUCAGAGCUGUCUCUGCUGCUGCUGCUGCUGCUGCUGUUUAUACUUCCUUUCAUCAGAAGAUUCUCCUUUUAGAGCAGAACAAGGAAGGACGAGCAAGCCAGGCCAGGGAGGGAUGCAGUGAAGGGAAUUUCAAAUAUUCUAUGUUGAUCCCAGAGAGAGCACCACCCUUCCAUUUUCCAUGCACACCAAGAAUUCUUCGCGUGCUUUGGUGAUUCCGGAUAAUGUCCAGUUGGAUUUAUUUUUUAACAAGGCUUUUGCCAUUUAUUAUUUUAAGCCCCUAGUGCCAAUUAGAAAAACUCCCCCCCCCUUUUUUUAUUAUGAGUUCAUUAAUAUUGUAAGUGUAACUGGAUUUUGUCAUUUCUUGUAUCUGUCACUGUUUGGAUGGAUUUUAUAUAUAUAUUUUUUUUCCAUUUACAAAAUUCAGAAAUGGAAAUGAUCCCUUGUGUAUGGGGGAAUGAGGGGGUUGGGGUGUGUGUGUGUGUGUGUGUGUGUGUGUGUGUGGCAUGCAUAUGUAUGCAAGUUUUAAUGGAAUUUUUCCACCGUGGAGGUGGAGGGGUGGGUGGGGGACUUCAUUUCUCCAAUGAAAGGAUACCAAUGACCUGUUUUCUUAACAAAAUUCUUAAGGGGGGAAACUUUGCCCUCUUUGUUUCUUCCACCUAUUGGGUUUAAGAAGAUUAAAAAGCUGUGAUUUUCAGAA